Rattus norvegicus (Norway rat) is the source of this 7981-nucleotide messenger RNA. The record is from RefSeq and is a predicted model, not a curated record. Lineage: Eukaryota; Metazoa; Chordata; Mammalia; Rodentia; Muridae.
UUUUCCGGGCUUUCUGCGAGCAGAAUCCAGUUAGGGGCCUAGCUAGAAGUUGAGCCAGAAAGGGUCCUCUGUGUGUGUGUGUGUGUGUGUGUGUGUGUGUGUGUGUGUGUGUGUGUUUUCUUCAUGGUUUAGGUGCCUGGGGAACGGUAACCCCAGAGUAACUAAGCUGCAGCCUGCUGGAUCUCCUCCCAUAUCGGCCCAGUAAGCAGGGUGGAAGCUGGCUUCCUUUCCAGCUUGCCUAGGCUUGGUUCCAGCAGCACCGCUGCUUCUCCCAGCCCUAGGUGCUCGCCUUCCCUCCUCCCUUAGCAACUGGGAGUCUGUGGACGCCAUCAAGUAGCAACCGGGAGGCUGCAGGGAGCCCGGGUGAGGAAGGGCGGAGCCCAGCCCAGGUGCCCCGAAUCCCCGCCACUGCAGCGCAAAGCCACCGCUAGCCGCAUCUGCACCUGCAGCGGGGUCCGAAAAGGAUUCUGCAAAAAUGAGCCAUUCUCACCCCGCUGGAUUACUUGCAACAUAUAAUAGCCUCACGGAUAAACACCUGGCUGGUUAUUUUAACAAUACCAGGAUCAGGCGGCAUCUCCUAAGAUCCGGGCUGAUCACGAGAAGUGGGAGGAUACUUUCUGAAAAGGAAUACAAAGUUAACAACAUGAAACAGGAUCACCAAAAAUACAUCCGAGAGUGCUUAGCCCGGGCCAUUUUCCACAAGGUCCUUGAUAUGGAGCGCUACCGUCAGCUGGAAAUAAAACGGAAGCUGGAUGACUUAGCUCGGAGAGAGCGUAUUCAGAGGUUGAAGGGAGAACACACAAGACGAUUUAUUGAAGAUAACAUGCCCAUUCUGACUCCCCAUCCCCCAGCCGGCCCAAAGACUAAUCGUGGCCAUAGCGUUCUGGCUGAGGAAGGACGUUCUAGUCCAUUAACACUGACAGCCCCUCGACCGUAUACUGCCCCAGGAAAUAUGCAGCCUCCGGUUCGUCUGCAGCCUCUUCUCAGUAAUCGCCAAAUAAGGAAUGGUUCAAAGAUAACUUCAGGGUCCAAACCCAAAACCUUAUUGCUGGAAAGUGAAGCUCCAUUUCCUCUCGCGGGCAAGAAGGCCAUGAUGAAAUUCAGGAACUACAUGGACAAUUCCCAGAAGGAGGAUCUCUACCAACUUCCACACAUUAACAGUUACCAGAUACCUGUUCCCCCGUCACCCCAGCCCCAAGCAAAGAGCUUUAGGGAGAACAGGUUGGAGGCUUGGAGGAGGAAGAGACUGCGUCCCAUCACGGCUCCCCAUGGCCUAGAGCCUCUCUUCACCAAGGAUCCAGGAAGGAUUUAUAAAACAGCACCACAUAGCAAUGCAGUUAUCACGAUGGUCUAUUUUGGUAAAAAUGUGCACGUAUCUUACGACGACAUAGACUUCCGAGAUGAAAUCAAGAUUUAUCAACAGCACUGUGGAGGAGAGAACCUUUGUGUCUACAAAGGGAAACUGCUUGAGAAAGACACCUUUCAGUUUAUCUCCAAGCGUCACCACGGCUACCCCUUCAGCCUCACCUUCUAUCUGAAUGGGAUUCAGGUGAACAGGAUCAGCUCCUGCUGUGAGUUCAAGCACCGCAGGAGCUCCCGCUUGGGAGGCAAGAGAGGCUACUUCGGGUUUGUGUGUGUGGAGAAGGCAUCUCCUUGCUACAGGUGCAUUAUUGCAAUGGGCCUUGACAGAAAACCAUCUUCAAUGAAACCUAAGAAGGACAAGAUUGCUGAGAAAAAGGAGGAGUCACUGAAGAAGAAUCAGGGGAAACUGAGGAAGGACAGAGAGAAUGCACCAUCGAAAAGGAACGAGAUGGAGAGGAAAGAGUCCUCUGUCUCAGCCGCAUUUUCAGCUGAGGAAAUAAAAUUAGGGGUCAAAGAAGUGAGGACGGCUAUAGAGGAAAUGGAAUGGAAGGGCAGGAUAGGGCAUAGCGUCUGGGAAGAGGACCAGGACAACGCUGUUAAAUACGACUACGAAGAAGAUUUCGAAAUAGAUGAGUUAAAACAAGAUGAGAAGGAGGACGGAGAGGACCAGGAUGAUGACCAGAUGAGUAGAGGAACCAAGUCACCCACCGAAGGUGAAAAAGAUAAUCUAAACCCCGAAAAGGAGCUUGAAACCUCUUCAGAGAAGGCACUAGAUGCCCGUGACAGUGAGAACUUCGAGGAUACUGGAUGCUCAGACAGCGAAGAGGAUGACAGACAAGACUUGAAAACCACGUCAUCAAUCUCAUCUAGAAGUCACCCCUACUCUAGUGAGAGUGAAGAUGAGUCUACGGAGGUGGGUGGGGAAGCUGACUCCGUAAACAGCGAAGGCGAAAGUUCCAAAAGUUCCUCUUCUCAGGAUCUGCGGGAAAACAGUGAUCCAGGGAAAUUACACUUUCCAGCCGAGGAGUACUUGGGAACUGAGAUCGAAGAGCAAGAAAUCACAAAACUGGAUGGGGAUAAUGGCCCUUGGUUGACGGAGCUCAGCGGUACACAUGUUACCGAGGAGAAACCAACUAAGGGAAGCCAGGCUUUAUUGGAGAGUGAACCCAAGGAGUCCAGGCAGGUUGCUUCUUCAGAGGUGAGGGCUAAGAGUGAGCUCCUGAAGGAAGCAGGCCUCCCUUGGGUAGAAGAGGUCGGACAGAUAACAGGUGAAGCCCAGAAACCUGGUCAUGGCCGCUCUACUCCACCUGGACCUAGUCCCACAGAUGAUGGGGUGACACCCAUGAGGAAACCAGAGGUCAACCUGGACAGAGUGGUAGAGGAAAAAGCAGUCCUCAGCUCAAAUGAGCAACCCGUGCAAGCUGCACAAGAGAUGCGCACACUGAAGGAAGAAGCCAUGGAGAAAGAUGAACCUUCCCAGUCUGAGGAUACUGAUGCCUCUGUGGGACUGAGGGAGAAAGCCGAGAUGGGGGAAGAUGGUACCUGCCGUCCCCAGGAUGCUGACAUGGAUGGGGGACCGAGGGAGAAAGCAGGGAUGUUGGAGGAUGGUACCUGCCAUCCCCAGGAUGCUGACACGGAUGGGGGACUGAGGGAGAAAGCUGGGAUUUCAAAGGUUCCUUUAGGGGAGAGGAGCCCUACAGGAGAGCAGCAGGCAUCAGCAGAACAGGUCACAGAGACAGGGCAGUACCCUCUGCGCAUAGCUAGUGAGGUGGAGGCAGGCACGGAAGGGAGUAGAAGGCAUGGGGAGGAACAGUUGAUCUCCAUAGAAAAGGUAGCAGCAGGAGCCUCUGUGUUUCUAAGUGUAGAGCAGGGAGUGGACAGACAGAGGGAUGAGGACCCGGACAGGCAGGCCUCGCUGCAGACAGGGAUGGAGGAAGGAAGAACAGUUUCUCAAGGGGAGCAAGAAUUGGAGAAGGCAGCCUUUACAGACAGCACAGGGCUUAGCUCAGAGACUCUUGGGGAAGCAGCCAUUCUGAAAGAAGCAGGGACUUCUGAAGUGAAGGAAGCAGAGAGGGAGAUGGGCUCCCCCAAACCAGAUGGAGACCAAGGUAAAGAAGGAGCUCUUGCAGAGCUGGAGGUCAUGGGGCCUGUGGUGGACACAGGGCCAGAGAGAGAGGACGGUUCUGAAGAGGCAGCACUUGGGGGAGAGAGAGCAGCCAGAGGGCGGAAGGAAUUUCUGGAAGCAGAAACUCCCUUCAGCUCCUCAACAGGAGAGCCCCAAGCAAGCCCCUGGGAGGAUUUCCCAGGCAACCAUGAGGAACUCAGUAAGGAAGAUACAGCAAGGGAGGGAAUCAUCACUGACACAGAAUCCACCGAGGAACGGGAUGUGAGAGCCGUGUUCCCUGGGGAAUUAGCUGCGGCUGGAGGCAUGGAGAAAGCUGAGAGGCCCACACCACCUCUGAGGGAAACUGGAUCUGACAGAGAAGAGGAGACAGGGGCUGAGGUGCUGAAGACAGAAGACCUGUUAGAGCACAAAGUCAAAGGGGAAGAGGAGGGCACAGUGAGGGAAGUGGGUUUUGAGGAAGAGGCCUGUGCAUCCUCCCAUGAGACGGAGGCUGAUACUGAGAAUGCAGAACCCACAGGGGCAACUGAGUCGGGGGAGGUUACAAAGCUUCCGGAAGAGCUACCCGAAGAAAGAACCAUUACUUUGUUUGAAGCAACACCUCAGUUUGAGAAAUCACCGGAAGAGAGUGCAGCCACAAACACAGAACAUCAAGGAGGAGAAGAGUUGCCAGGCCAGGAGAGCGAGGCUCCGUGGCCUCAGGAGAGGGGGCUCAGUCAUGAUGGAGAGGGGCUGUUAGGAGCUCCUGGACCUGAGCCAGCAGACAAAGCACAGGGACCAGAGGGUAUUUUCACAGCCAGAGGUGAAGAGUGGGCUGCCGAGGAGCCGGACAGCCACGUGGAACCGGAGAGACUGGAGGAAAACGGGCCUUUGCAAGUACAAGGAGGGGACAUUAUGAGAAGGACCCAGGGAAAUCUUCCCAAGGAAAGGCUCACCAGGGCAGUGGUCUGUAGAGAAGCCGAGGUUGAGAAGCCUCAGGGGGAAGGGGACGGGGAUAAAGAGUGCUCUCCAGGGACAGAGACUGUCGGCCUGAUAGUGCAGAAUUGGAUCACGGGAGGAAGCACAGUCGAGGCUCAGGAGGAUCCACAAGAAGGAGAAAUCGAAGACUCUGCAGAGUGGAGAGAGGUGUCAGAGGAAUCGAAGUCAGCUGAUGGGAUCCCUAUGGCCUCCUCCUCUGCAGAUGCUCAGCAGGAAACGUGGGACAGAGCAGGUGAGGCUCUAGGAGAAACAGCCAAUGAAGAAAGGACCUUGACUGAAGACAUGACGCCAAGAGCAGAGAAGGUAGCAGUGGUGGAGGAAGUGACAUCAGCAGGGGCUAUGGCAGAGACCCAACAAGAACAGGCUCCUGAAGUGCAGUACUCAAGGCCGGGGGAGGACAGAGAGGGAGGGGAAGCAAAGGCUUCUCAGCACCCAGGUAUGGCUGGGGAGGAAACAGGGGCUACAAGAAAGGACGAGGAACACCAAACCGGAGCAGCUGGCGAGUUCAGAGGAUCAGUGUCUCAGUCAGAGACAGCUUAGUUAGCAGAGUGUGUCGAGAGGCAGCACCUCCAAGGAAACUGGAUUUUUCUAGAGCCCAGGAGAGACUGCAAGAAGAACUUGAGAGAGCAGAUGUUCCCUUGAACACAGCUGAGUAGGAGGUCCCAUGGCAGCUGGUGAGCUCCAGUCUGGCGUGUUUCCAGGACAUAUAGAAAGCUUGCAUGGCUCUCCUGUCUGUGGUGCGGGCUUCACUGGUGUUUCCUAUGUUCUUAUGUGUUCUUCAGUUUCGUACUUCUUACCCCCAAGCUGGCCUGAAGGGUCUUGUGAACACGGGGAGGCAAUAAAGCACGUGGAGGAGGUCGAUCAGCUCUCUGUGUAACCCUUUAGUCCUAUAAAUGGGUUCUCCUGAAAUGAGAUCCGUAUGUCUCACAGGACUCAAGGACAAAAUACACAAUAUAGAGAGAAGUCGGACACUGAGGAGCUUGGGGAGGAGAAAGAAAUAUAUAUUUGUAUGAGAAUUUUAAAAGGCAUACAGAGAAGAAUGUGCCCUCAGCUGCAGAGCCAAGAAAUAAAGGGUUAAAAGUCAGUUCAGAAUUCUCCCCAUUAGCUUUCUUUCAUACACACAUAUAAAAUCCACACCCUCGACUGCUCCCAAAUCACCACCAGCGCUUUGGAUUUUGAAGGAUGGACUAAAGCUCUCUUGUGGCCAUUUAAUCUUACAAUGCUUCUAUACGUUUAUCUCUGAUGUUUUGCUAAGUUUAAUAAAUGUAUGUUUUCCAUGCAUAGAUGACAGAUACUGUACAUAUUUAAUAUACACUGUUUGAAAUUCCUAAGUUUUGAAUGGUGUAAGCAAACACCAAAAUAUAUUUAUUUUACAGAGUCUGUUGUUUCCAAGAUAUCAUCAAGUAGCCAGCACAUACAUACUAAUAUUCUGAGUGAUUUUACCCUCAGUGUAUCUUUUUUGUUUUCCACCAGGAUAUUGUGAAACUGUCAUGGUUAAAGACGUGGAGUGGGGACAGAUGGAGGCACGUUGCUCCCCAGGAGUUCAGAGUUUCUUUUAGCUCAGUGCUAGCCUGAGCCAGUCUCAACUGUAGACCCUGGUUAGUAGGUUACUAAUCGUGGUGAAAUAGCUCAAGAAAAUUUCCCCUCAGGGGAGGUGUGGCCCCAAACAGAGAAUGAGGGGAACUGAACAUUCUGCACAUCAAAGUAAUGAUUGUUUCUCAAACAUUUGACUUUCGCCAAAGUUUAUCAGUAGGUGAGCCCUGAUGGCUUGAUUUUGUUUAAACCACUUUUUAUUCAAUAGUUAAGCAUUAGUCUCAAGUUCAUGCAUGGGGAUCAUAUUUUGGAAAUUUGCCAUCUCUUGGAAAGGUUAACUUUUCCUCUUUACAACUGGGGGUUGGGGAAGGUAAAGUGGGAACCUUCCUGAAAAUGUCCUUUGAAUGUGUUUGUAUCUGGUUUUCUCUGGUAGAGUAGAAACGUGUGGCUUUCAGCAUUUUGUCCCUGGGAGAUUGUCCACCAGGCUGCUCAAAUGUAAGUGAGAUAUGUAUGUAAUCUAGGUAAGUGUGAGAGGAGUGUGAUGACCAGAGUGGGAAGACAUGGUCCAUAACACACAUUCUGGGAAGACGUGGUCUGUCACACACACCCUGAGAAAACAUGGUCCAUCAAACAUACUCAGGGAAGACGUGGUCUAUCCUACGUUCUCUGAACCUGAUGUCACCCUGAAGAUCAGCAGCCCACACACCCCAGGGUUCUGUUAUUUCAAACCUGAGUGACCCCACAGCCCUCGGCAAGAUAGCAGUCACAACUGCUCUCCAGAUGAUACCCAGAUAUCAAUUCCUUGUUAGCUACCAGCCUGCUCUGAUGGGCUGGAUUUCCUUGAAGACAGUCCACGCUCCAGAGCUCCCACUAUUGACCCCUUUCUCAAAGUGCGGAGAUGAAAAAUUUCCAAGACAGCAAUUUGCCAGCCAGGAGGAGAGACAACCUUUUAUGGGGCACUUUUAUGAGUGAACUCUUGCCCCAUAAAAGCUUCAGAUAUAUCUGGUUCUACAUGAACCUAUGCAUCAAUAUUUCAAUUUUUCUUGAUCCUAUUAUGACGCCAAAAUUGAAAAGUCAUAUUGUCUGCCCCCUAACCCCCGUGUUGCUAUUGUCUAGGUGUCCCGUUAUUAUAGAUGGUUUUAAUUUUGAUGAACAAUGGAGCUUUGUGAUAAUUAGUGAUAGACAGAGCCAUCCGUACUGGAGCAGACCUAUUGGCACAGAGAGUGGACAGAUCACUUCAUCGGGGACGUCAGUGCAUUGAGCUUACCACCAGCUUCUUCUCAUACUUAGAAACGGCAUAGAGUGUUGGGGGGUGGGCAGGGUAGAAAGUGCUGUUAUAGGAAACCUUGGAGUGAUCUUAAAGUGUUCCACUGCUCAGGUAGGUCAAUGGUUAAAACAGAUCUCAUUUUGGUUGCAAAGCAGAGGGCAGGAGCACUGUCAGGUUCAUCUCUGCCUCUGUGUCUUUCCUUAGUCGUGCGUGUGGUCAACCUGAGGAGAUGAUAGUCACCUUAAACAUGAUGAAGCCACUCUUAUGUAUUACUGUGCGCAAUGAACUUGGAAGACUUGCCCCUCCCCACUGAAUAACAAGUUGAUGGAAUCGGGCCACAGCCUCCCUACCCCUCGCCCUGGUCUGUGGCUGGCUCUCCUCUACUCCUAAUCUGGUUCCAUGUGCACUGUGACCUCUACAGGACUUGCCCUUGGUGUUGCCCCCCCCCCCCCGAGCCACAGAGUACUUUAAACACAGGACUGACGAGAAAGAUAGCAAACUCCUUAAUCACUUUGAAAAGUGAGUUUUGCGCGAUGUGUUAAAUGGAAAUUGCCUUGGAUUAUUUUUAUAUUUAACACCUUCCAUCAGCCCAGCCUGUAGUGUAAUUCUACAAUCUGCAUGUGGGUUUAACUGUGAAAUUCGGUGUUGUGAUGUUUUGAUUGAGUAAAAUUUUAUCUCUGCAAAUAUUACACCAAUAAAAUUAUGCUUAGCAAAACUGA